Messenger RNA from Theobroma cacao (cacao), 1432 nucleotides. RefSeq names its product putative cyclin-D6-1. The record is from RefSeq and is a predicted model, not a curated record. Lineage: Eukaryota; Viridiplantae; Streptophyta; Magnoliopsida; Malvales; Malvaceae.
CCCGCCCCUUCCUCUCUCUCUCUCUCUCUCUCUCCGUGCCUGUAUAUCAUCGUUGGACUUCUCUGCAACGCCACUAGGCUGAGCUGACCUUUAACAGACUCUAAUCAAUUGAUGGAGUUCGAUCUUGAAAACCCAUUAACAAACUUCAAUGACUUCUGCCCUGGGACUACUAUCCCUUCCCUCUUCCUGGUUGAAUCUCAUCAUAUGCCCAAAGAGAACUACGUAAAGACUCUCAAAGCUAGAGAUCUUGAUAUUUCUGUCAGACGAGGAGCCAUCUCUUUAAUCUCACAGUUGUCUUGCAAAUCCAGUCCCUUUUUAUCAUAUCUUGCUGUCAAUUAUCUCGACCGGUUCUUAUCAAUCCAAGGAAUACCGCAACCUAAGACAUGGGUUCUAAGACUUCUUGCAAUCUCUUGCGUCUCUUUAGCUGCCAAGAUGAAGAAAACAGAGUUUUCUAUCGCCCACUUUCAGGGGGUUGGAGGUUUCAUAUUUGAUGCACAAACAAUAGAGCGAAUGGAAUAUCUAAUCUUGGGAGCACUAAAAUGGCGAAUGCGUUCAAUUACUCCUUUCUCUUUCAUCUCCUUCUUUAUUUCCUUCUUCAAGCUCAAAGACCCUCCAUUAAGGCAAGCCCUCAAGGCUCGAGCUCUUGAAAUCAUCUUCAAAUCUCAAACUGAUGUAAAGCUUUUGGUGUUCAAGCCAUCAAUAACUGCUGCAUCAGCACUUCUCUCUGCUUCCCAUGAACUUUUUCCCUUGCAAUUCCCCUGCUUUAGAAAAGCAAUUUCCAGCUGUUCAUAUGUAAAUAAGGACAACAUGUUGGAAUGCUACAAUUCGAUGCAAGACAUAGCAAAGGAGGGAUACGAAUCAAUAUUUGAUAUGGUUUCGACCUCCAACACGCCCGUCAAUGUGCUUGACCAGCAUUUUUCAAGUUCAGAAAGUGAAACAACCGAUGGCAUCGUUACAACCGCCACCACCAUACUCUGAGAACAGAGAGAGACAUCAAGAGAAGAAAAGUUAAUGAGUACCGGCAGAAUCAAACGGUCCACCUCUCUCAGGUCCAACACUGUUGAUCAUGAGGCUGUGUCAAAAGUUUUAACCAAUGGCCCAUUUUGAGAGUGACCCUAGCUCCUUCAAAUAACAAAAGCAGAAAAAAGAAAGUAAAACACUUGAAGAGGGAAGGACAAAAGGAGACAUGAGAAAUGGGUGCCAGUCCCAGAGAUAAAUAUGAGAAGUUGAUGUUUAAUAGCCCAAUCACUUCGCUGCUGUGCUACGUGAGUCCGAGUCGUAAUGGCCAAUCCACUCCCUCUCUUAGGUAGAAUUGGAGGGCGAAAAAGAGAAGAAGAUUUUGUUUCCUUUUCGUUUUAGGUACCAAACGAAGACAAAAUAUAACUUUGAAUUGUGGGGUUGGAUUUUUGUUUGUCUGCUUGGUGUUACUGUU